AUGUCAACCGGACUCCCAAUCAGGCUUCUUUGCCACGACAAUGGCACCUUCUCCGUUGUUGACCCUGUCACUCACCAUGUGACGAGCUUUGACAUCCUCUCCUACACCUGGGGCAAAGAAGUGGCACCCUACAACUGCGGUCUUGGUGGUGUCACUUGGGACAUCAAGAUCAAUCCUAAAAAAUUGGAAGAUAUCAAGCGGCUAAUGGUAGCAGCUAACAUCAAGUACCUUUGGGCCGACUGCGUGUGCAUAAACCAGACAGAUGAGAAUGAGAAGUCUGCUGAGAUCCCCAAGAUGUUCGAGUACUACAGAAACGCUGAGACAUGUCACCUUCUGAUGGAUAUGGAAGAAGCCUGGAUCCCGCAGGAGAUUAUCGAUGAUCUCAAGUUCCUUGACCACGUCCUGUACCACAUGCAGGGUACUGCUCUCGCCUCCGAAGCCGUCGGCCUGACUGAGAGGGUCAUCAACCUUCUUACCCGUUGGGCCGACACGGACUGGAAGUUUGGCAUAGUCCAAUCGACCGUCAGGUCUGCAGCAAUCGACAUGGGCGUUAUCAACUGCUACUCAACCUGCAUCCAACGUGUCACAUCACUCUUCGAUAAUGACUACUUCACUCGCGUCUGGACGUUCCAAGAGAUGAUCAUUGGCAAGAACAUCACUUUGUGGGGGGUAAACCCCGAGAGUAUCUUCUAUAUCGGCCAACUCCAUACCUGGAUGGACUUGGCAAUCGAGUGCGCUGACAAAGCGGCCAAACUGUACGAUUGGAUUGAGAAGGGCAGAUUUUUCAACACAGCAGGAGUUAACGCCAUACUGAGGGUCAUUGCAGAGGAUAUCUUAUCCCUCGUCAGCCUGCGGACUCAGGUGAAGGGGAUCAACAGUGCAAGGACUGACAUUAUCAAUGGUGGUUCUUACUGGUGGCGAGAGAACUACAAAGGGAUAAGCAACAUAUUUUCUGCCAUCUCCCUCAGGCCACGCAAAUGCAGAGACGCGGCGGACAUAUUCAGAGGUCUCUUGGGCAUCUUUAGCGGACUUUUCACAGAUGACGAGGUGAAGGCGGAGCUUUCAGGAAAGGACAUUACAUCCAUCUCAUUCAAUUUCUUCAAGAAAUUGUCUGCUGAGACCGGAUUGGCGUGGACCAAGCUUGGAGUAGCCAGCAAGGCGAGGGAAAGUGGAUGGAACUGGAUCCCGCUCGUAGAAAGCGAUAAUCAGGUCGUGUCUACUGAUUGCUUCGCCGGAGUCCUCAAUCUCGGGAGGCUGAAGAAGGAAGGCCGAGCGAAAACAACAGCCAUGACAGGUCUCAUUGGAACUCCACGCAAGUUCAUGAAGAUCCGACUAAGCCAAGAAAAAGGAGACUUCCAAUUCAUCUUCAAAGGCUGCAAUUGUGGCAAGAAGAUCAAGACUGGCCGCAUCAGCAGGGAGCUUAUACCAACGUAUGACCAACCCAGAGACGUGGUCAAGGACGAGACGGGUAGGAUCCUGGUACAAUGUGCCACCAUCCUGGGAGCCAUCAUGGACCCUGGAUGUGAUGACCUGGUUGAAUAUCGGAGGAAAUUACUCGAGAAGCUGCAGCCGAUGUGGGAGGUUACGGAUCCUAGUGCAAAGCCCGUGGGUUGGGAAGACCGGUCGGUGAGCGGCACAGCCUGGGAACAUCCCAACGCCAUUGGCUUUCGGGUGCAUAAUUUCUCCAUGAACUACAGGAUGGUCUCAAUGAAAAGGUGCGGUUCGCGCCUUGCAAACGGGAGCACAGCAAGCAUCACCUGCCACGUCAGCGUCAACUGCGGAUGUACUAUCGUCGCCCCGUUUGCACUCAUAUUCGAGGCUAUAACUGCGGUCCAGGGAAGCUCCCUCGGUGAUACGGCUGCAGAGGCAGACCAUGACGACAGGAUAGUCCUGCAAGAUGGGCUGGGAUUAGUGCAGAUUGGCGACGUCGGGAAGGCCUUCGACGUGGUAGCAUUCUCGGGUGAUAUACAGGCCCACAAGUUAUAUGCUGCUAGUUGCAGGAAGAACAAGGAGAACAAGGCGAUUGUUCAUGAAGUGCCACCUCCUAGUGGUAGGGCGCUCGUGCGGGAGGACUUUACCCAUGCGGCUAUGGACGUAAUGAAGGACUAUGGCUAUGUGCAUACUGGGGGAUCUGGAAAUUUGCUCUUGUCCAGGAAACAUCGAUUGGACUCUUACAAAGUCGUUGGUGUCUGCAUUGAUGAGUAUAUUCCAUAUAAGAAUGAGGAGCAGUCAGUCACUAUUGGAUAG
Fusarium subglutinans is the source of this 2247-nucleotide messenger RNA. RefSeq lists its product as uncharacterized. The record is from RefSeq and is a predicted model, not a curated record. Bases 1 to 2247 code for a protein of 748 amino acids. Lineage: Eukaryota; Fungi; Ascomycota; Sordariomycetes; Hypocreales; Nectriaceae. The transcript has a single exon.